GCGAUUACAAAGAAGACAGCGCAAUAGCAGUCUACAUGCUAUAAGCUGACCAUAGGUCUUCAAAAUGUGUUCGAAAUUACUUUGUAUGAUUCUAUUAUGCCUAUCGUUCAGCAAAAAGUCGUACGGAUUUAAUGUUAAAUGGGAAGAUAAAGGCUAUCCUGUUGGUUCGACUCGAGGCAGAGAUGACACCUAUAUAUUACGUCCUGAUCUGGAUUGCAAACAGCAUAUCUUAUCAAAUCACACACGUAUUCUAAGUUUACAUAUAGUGGACAAUUUGCCAGUUAAUUGCUCUUGGAUCAUUUAUGCAGGACCGGGUGAGCGCGUUUAUAUCAAUGAAUUGCUCUACAUUUUCACAGCUUUUGAAGGAUUCUCAUACAAAUCUAAAAAUUUUUUUGUCGAUGACGCUUUAAAUGUGAACAUCUAUGAUGGCAAUCAAGUAAAUGAAUCGAAACGUCUGCACAAACUUGGCGAUAAAAAAUUCGAAAAUGUCAUAUCAACUGGAAGGAAUUUAACCAUCACCUUAGAUUUCAGGAAGUCAGAUGUAUAUGAGCGUCAGUUCCUUGACAUUCAAAUUGCAUAUAUAUCGUCAAUGAAUUUGUAAUUAAUGUGAAAUCAAUAAA
This is a messenger RNA of Nasonia vitripennis (jewel wasp), 620 nucleotides long. RefSeq lists its product as uncharacterized. The record is from RefSeq and is a predicted model, not a curated record. The transcript is spliced from 5 exons. NCBI's taxonomy places the organism in Eukaryota, Metazoa, Arthropoda, Insecta, Hymenoptera, Pteromalidae. The coding region runs from base 65 to 601 and encodes 178 amino acids.